AGCCAGCUAUCUUCUCCACUCUCGACUCGCCCGCCCGCUCUUUGUUCUUCCUCUCUCUCUUCUUAAUUUUGCUUGAAUUCUCUCUACAUCUCUGCUCUCGUUCUUGCCCAUGGCCGCCUGCUUCGCUCCUUCGCUGUCCGUGUCUGGGGGAUUGAUCAAGGCGUCAGAUCUCUCCUCGAAGUCCAUUACCUUUGGGCAAGCACCAAAACUCGCCAUUCAAAAGAAGUGCUUGAGAACCAACCGCAAGUUAUCUGUUCGUGCAGAGUACAAUGAUGGUAGAGGUGGAGGUGGGGAUUUUGUUGCUGGUUUUCUUCUAGGGGGUGCAGUAUUUGGAACUUUAGCUUAUAUUUUUGCUCCGCAGAUCAGGAGAUCUCUACUAAAUGAAGACGAGUACGGUUUUCGGAGGGCCAAGCGUCCAAUCUACUAUGACGAAGGUUUAGAGAAAACCAGACAGACGUUGAAUGCAAAAAUAGGCCAAUUGAAUUCUGCCAUUGACAAUGUAUCUUCACGUCUGAGAGGUGGAAACAAUACACCAGCUGUGCCAGUUGAAGCUGAUCCUGAGAAAGAAGCUACCAUGUAAAUUCACACCUUUGUUGAUCAUAACUUCAAAAGUUUCCAACUUUUACAUCUUACAGACCAUAUCAUGUCAUAUGCCACAAUUUUUAAUUCACUUUUUUUUUGGGUUGAUCAAGAUCAUUGCUGGGUGACACAGUUUAUUAGCAUUGUUGGAAAAUAUCUGGAUAUAAACAUUUUUGCAGAAAAACAAUUUUAAA
Molecule: messenger RNA, 773 nt
Organism: Momordica charantia (bitter melon)
Lineage: Eukaryota; Viridiplantae; Streptophyta; Magnoliopsida; Cucurbitales; Cucurbitaceae
Product: Low-density receptor-like protein
Cellular component (GO): chloroplast inner membrane; chloroplast thylakoid membrane
Source: RefSeq, a predicted model, not a curated record